Humulus lupulus (European hop) is the source of this 2882-nucleotide messenger RNA. RefSeq lists its product as uncharacterized. The transcript has 7 exons. Gene Ontology annotation, biological process: proteolysis. The record is from RefSeq and is a predicted model, not a curated record. The coding region runs from base 112 to 2655 and encodes 847 amino acids. NCBI's taxonomy places the organism in Eukaryota, Viridiplantae, Streptophyta, Magnoliopsida, Rosales, Cannabaceae. Gene Ontology annotation, molecular function: cysteine-type peptidase activity.
UUUAGUAAGACUUGCUUUGGUCAUUUUCUAAACCUUAAAUCUUAUGCUAAUCAAGCUAAAUUGGUUCACCAUGUUUUGUUGAGAGAAGUUAACCAACCAAACUUAAAUGAAAUGUGGUUUAAAGUUUGUGGAAAGCUGAUUAGGUUUUCUUUGGGUGAAUUUGGGUUAUUGUCUGGGUUAAAUGUGUUUGGUGAUAUUGAUAGAGGUGGAAUUAAGAAUAGUAAUCCUAUUGGAUUGUAUUCGAAAUUUUUUGGUGACCAUACAAGGGGCAUUUCAAGAAUUAUUGUUGAAGAAAGGUUUAAGGCUGCCAAUUUUGAUAAUGAUGAUGAGGCUGUUAGGAUGGCUGUACUUUACCUGAUCACUAACUUUUUGUAUGCUUGGCAAAAAGAGAAGAACAUUGAAAAAACUGACUUGUAUCUUUGUGAUAGUGGUGGUUUUAAUCAUUUUCCAUGGGGAAAGGAUAUUUUUAAUGUGACUCUCUCAUCUUUGAGAGAUGCUUUAAGGGAAAAUGAAGUUGUUAUUACUCGGCAAGGUUCUUACCCAACCUAUAAGUUGAAUGGUUUGCCAUUUGUUUUCCAAGUUUUCAUUUACGAAUCAAUUCCUAGUUUAGAGGGAACUUAUUGUGAGAAGGUUAGUUGUGGUCUGCCUAGGAUUAUAAAUUGGUCAUCUGUUGCAAUCCCAUCUCAUAAGGAGCUUGAGAGGAAUGUGUUUUCAUUACAUAAGACCAAAAUUGUUAAAGUUUUGCCCACUGAUGAAGAGAACAAUGCCUUCAAGCUUGAAGGUUUUUUCCAGUGCAACAAGGAUAUGAAUGUUGCUGAUUUUGAGGAUGAUGAUUUUGUUGCUCCUCCAAAGAAACCAACCAGUGAGGCUCCUUCCUCAUCAUAUGUUCCUUGUGUGACAUUUGGUUUUUCUGAUAUGAAAAUUAUUGUGGAUGAAUGUCAGAAGAAGUGUAACAUUAUGUCUAAGGAAAUUGCAUUUUUAAAGUCUGCUAGUGAAUCUAGACAUAGGGCAUUGAUGGAGAUGUUGGUUAAUCUGAAAAACGAUCAAGAUUUAAAACACAAGGCAGUUAUGGAAAUGUUAGGUGAGUUGAGGCCAAAAUCAUGUGGUAUUAAUGAUGAUAUUGAUCAUGUUGAUGUUGGUUUUGUGGGAGCUGAUGUUGGUGAUACUUCUGGUGGUGGUGGUGUUUCAAAGGAAAAGGAUAAGUUUUUUGAGAAUGAAAGUUUUACCCAAGUUUUUGAUGAAUGCAUUCAAGCAAUGCAAGAAGAUGCUGCUGGAGAUAUGGUAAUUGCAGAUGAUAAGAAUGAUACAGUAAAUGAGAAUGAGAAGACUACUGGGAAUGAUGUUGAAGAAACAAUGAAUAUUGUCAAACCUCAUGAUGAUGUAGCUGAUGUUGUUAAAGAUCUAGAAGAAGAGGCUCAUAUUUUUAACAACAUGAAUGUGGAGAUUUUUGAUAAAGUUGUUCAUGCAGCUGUUGGUGAUUUGGCAAAGAAAAAGGAAGUUAUUAUGGCAACACCCAUUGCUGGUUCUUUGAUGAAUCCAGUAGUUGUGUCUACUCCUGUUGUUGGCAAAAGGAAUCCAAAGCCUGCUACAGUUUUGCAAUCUCCUUUUGUUAACCAAUUUGGAUCAUCUUCUUCUAAGGAUAUGAAACAUUUGGAGGUUGUGAAGUCUAAAAGGAAGGUUGUGGGACGAUAUGCUUUUGGAGACAAUCUUUUUGAUCUGCCUAAUCAAAUUGACCAAGACUCUUUUAACAAGUGGUUUUCUCUGGGGCUGAGAAAAAAUAAUAAGUAUAAGAAAUUUGAUGAUAAUAAUAGUAUCAUUAAGGAGCCAUUUCAGUUUUGUGUAACUGAGAUUGAGAGAAAAAUUUGGUUUUAUGAUUUAGUUAAAGAUGGGAGGGAUUUGGACAAUGAGCAUAUUAAUGUGGCAUUUUAUUACCUUAGAAAAAAAGCCAAGUAUUGUGAGUUGAUAAAUGUUAGAGUUACUACUACAGAUAACUCUUUUGAUCAAGUUAUCACUUCUCUGUAUGAUGUGUAUCUGUCAAGUGACUGUGAUCGAUCUGUUAUAUCGCAUAACAGUGUUAUUUUUGAGUAUAUUUGUGGUUAUAAAAUGCUUUGUAACACCCCUUGGUCGCUAGUAGAUUUCAUUUUAUUCCCUAUUAAUAUGACUGUUGUUGGCUGUAAUCAUUGGAUUCUUGGGGAGUUCAACGUGAAGCAGAGAUUUUUUAAAGUCUACAACUCAAUGAGGAAUAGAGUUAUGGAUAAGAAAGUGUUGAAAGUUGUUGAAGCAUAUUCUACUUUGUUGCCCUUGUUUCUUUCUUUAAAUAAUUUUUAUGAGUCAAGGGAAGAUAUUGAUCUAAAUGCACAAGCAUUCAAGGGCAUUGAUAUGUGUCACCCGUUGGACAUUGUGUUUGAUGAUGAGGUUCCACAACAGAGUAACAACGAUUGUGGGAUUUUUAUCAUAAAGUUUGCUGAAUUUCUUAUGCAUGGACUUAUUGAAAAUAUCCCCAAUCCUCUGAAUGUUAGUUUCCAGAGAAACAAAAUUGCAGUCGAGCUAUAUGUCCAUGCUAAAAGAAAGAAAGAUGAAGGCUAUCUAUCUGAUGGGGAGUUCAGAGGAAGAAUGAGCAAGAAGAUGUUGAAUGUUAAUGCAAUGGAAGUAUGAGAGCAUCAAAGUAGUUAACAUUUUGGCUUUUAUCUUGUAAAGAAGAUACAUACUUAUGGCAAGAUAACUUUUGUGUCUUUGUUUUGCAAACUUUCAAGCAAGUAUCAUGUUUGAAUAUUUUGAAUACUGUGGCAUAUCAUUGAAUUUUGAUAUUAGCCCUUUUUUAUGAGGAAUGUUGUACAGAGGUGUCUCAAGUUUGUAACUUGAGUUCACAACUUUAUUUUUAU